Diabrotica virgifera virgifera (western corn rootworm) is the source of this 1652-nucleotide messenger RNA. It is a transcript of the gene KCNQ, whose product is annotated as potassium voltage-gated channel subfamily KQT member 1. Gene Ontology annotation, molecular function: voltage-gated potassium channel activity. NCBI's taxonomy places the organism in Eukaryota, Metazoa, Arthropoda, Insecta, Coleoptera, Chrysomelidae. Gene Ontology annotation, biological process: transmembrane transport; potassium ion transport. The coding region runs from base 1 to 1518 and encodes 505 amino acids. The transcript is spliced from 9 exons. Gene Ontology annotation, cellular component: membrane. The record is from RefSeq and is a predicted model, not a curated record.
AUGGAGUGUCAUGAGUCACUAGCCCAAGCUUUAGAUGGUAACAACAUUGCUGACCAGCUAGCUAGGAAGGCAGCAGGACUAAGACUCAUAGGACCUGACUUAAUAGUGGUUGUAGCGUCAAUUGUGGUACUAACUUUAGGUUCAAACGGACAAGUAUUUGCAACAUCGGCAAUUCGCGGCAUUCGCUUUCUCCAGAUUCUUCGAAUGUUACACGUCGAUCGGCAAGGCGGUACAUGGAGAUUGUUGGGAUCCGUGGUAUUUAUCCAUCGGCAGGAACUUAUUACAACGUUAUACAUUGGAUUCUUGGGCCUAAUCUUUAGCAGUUACUUUGUGUAUUUAGCAGAAAAGGACGCUGUUGAAGAUGAAGAGGAAGGUAAAAAUACUGGGACGUUUUCCAGUUACGCCGACGCCCUCUGGUGGGGAGUGAUAACAGUGACGACGAUCGGGUACGGUGAUACUGUUCCACGGACUUGGAUGGGGAAAAUCGUUGCGUCUUGUUUCAGCGUGUUCGCCAUUUCCUUCUUUGCUCUUCCAGCUGGCAUUCUAGGGUCCGGCUUUGCACUAAAAGUUCAACAAAAGCAACGUCAAAAGCACUUCAAUCGUCAAAUUCCCGCAGCUGCAAUGCUGAUCCAAUGUCUGUGGAGGUGUUACGCUGCCGACAAAAGCUUCAACUCCACAGCAACUUGGCAAGUCUACCUCAGCGAUCCAAAUCCCCCUGCUGCCAAUAACAACGCUGCAGGGGGGAGUGGCAGUAACUAUAGCAUGCCUUUAUCAAAGUCCCUAAUAUUGCAGGUAGCGAAAAAGGCAUCGGUUCUGAAGCGGAGAAAAUCCAAAAACAAAAUGGACCCUCCUGGAACUUCCAGAGCCGAGCUUAAUACUCCAGGUCCGGGUACUCCCCUGACGGAGGCUUCCAUGGUGCUGUCAACACUUGGCGGCCAGCCCAAGGCCUUAUCCGAUACCGAGGUCAUGUUGUACAUGGAUGAGUCGAAAACAGGAACCCCACCGCCCAGCAGUAGGAUGCGAAGAGGAGAAAGAGAGAGCGUUAGAGGAGCGUUCUUCGUCAGUCAAACGAGCACAGUCACAGAAGCAGCAAGUGAUGAUAUCGAUGAUUUGGAUAAUGAACUUCCUAGAGUCACACAAUUAACUGAGGCACACAAGAAUGCGAUCCGAGCGAUCCGGAAAAUAAAAUAUUUCGUAGCCAGGAGGAAGUUUCAACAGGCGAGAAAACCGUACGACGUCAGAGAUGUCAUCGAACAAUACAGCCAGGGUCAUUUGAACAUGAUGGUCAGAAUAAAGGAAUUGCAGAGGAGAUUAGACCAAACUCUGGGUAAACCAGGAAGCUAUUUAGCUGGAAUUGACAAAGUGGGAAACGUUAAACACAUGACCGUUGGUGCUAGGUUGUACAGGGUAGAGCAACAGUUGGGAUCACUAGAAAAAAAGUUAGAUUCAGUAAUUAGUAUUAUUACCGUUUUAGCACAAAACCAACAAGUAGGAAUUAAAUCAGAAGAAAACGCUUAAAUACAAUUUUUGAUACGAAGGACCAUAUCUAAGAAAUAUCGUAAUAAUAAAAAAUAUUUUAUUGUACUUUUAAACUAAUUAACAAUACGAUUUUUGUCAAAAUAUCGGUAACUAUUAUGCUACUGGUUACCUAA